Molecule: messenger RNA, 2472 nt
Organism: Parasteatoda tepidariorum (common house spider)
Lineage: Eukaryota; Metazoa; Arthropoda; Arachnida; Araneae; Theridiidae
Product: 5'-3' exonuclease PLD3
Molecular function (GO): catalytic activity
Source: RefSeq, a predicted model, not a curated record
UUCUAUAAAAUAAAUAAAUUAUUAUUUUGAUUGCGAAAAACGUUGUUUUGUUUGUAAAUGUUAAUCAUCUGAUGAUAAAUAAAAUUUGUACGUAGCAUAAAAUUAACAGCUGGUGUCGCAUAGUUUAUUUUUGUUUCAUAUCCAUUAUGAUGCUUCAACUUUUUAAAAAUAGUACAUUUUAAUUAUUGGAAAAUCGAAAUUUUUUGUUUCUGAUCAAGAUAGAAGACUGUCGUUGAGCGUACUGGAAAGCUUGACGUUGGUGAGUUUGAGCUGCAGUUUUUUGACUCUCGCUACAUGCUGAAGCCUGAGACAGAAGAAAAAAAAUGGAAGGGAUGGUUAAAACCAUCAUGUAUUCCCAUCACCAUCAUACUGGUCCUCAUCAUACUCGUCGUGCUUUUACCCCUUAUAGGACAGGACGAAGUAAAAUCAGUUGAAGUCAUGGCCCUUGGAGAUUAUGAUGCUCAAUAUAAAAAUUGUUCGAGUCCAUGUGCCAUCACCUUACUGGAAAGCAUACCUGAAAACCUGACUUUCGCUGCCGGUGAAACGAUUCAUGUUUCUGUUUUUGAAAGCUGGUCCCAACUCAUCUCCUUGGCAGAAAGAUCCAUUGAUAUCGCUACAUUCUAUUCAACACUAAAAGGACAAGAUAUUCAACCGGAUGAUCCGGAUCCUUCUUCUUGGCAAGGAGACAAAAUAUUUAGCGAUCUGAUGAAAGCUGGAACUGAAAGGGGAAUCAGAAUCAGGAUAAUUCAAAGUGAACCUACAGGUUCAAUGCCGGAUUAUGACACAAAAGAACUGGAAGUAAAAGGUGCAGCUAAAGUAAGGAGUUUAGACUUCAAAAAAAUGCUUGGUGGUGGAGUACUGCAUACAAAGAUGUUUCUUAUUGAUAAAAAACACUUUUACAUUGGAAGUGCCAAUAUGGACUGGAGAUCUUUGACGCAGGUUAAGGAGCUUGGUUUGGCUAUUUACAACUGUUCAUGCCUAGCACAAGAUCUGUUCAAGAUAUUUGAAGUGUACUGGAAACUUGGAGUUCCCAAUCCAUACAUACCUCCUGAAUGGCCAGCUGACCUGCAGACGUCCAUCAACAAAGAUAACCCUGUUUCAGUUAUAAUGAACAACUCACAAGUUCUCACCUACAUAUCUAGUUCUCCACCCCCCAUCUGCCCAAAAGGAAGAACAACAGAUUUGGAUAGUAUUUUGGAUACCAUCAACAGAGCCCACUCUUUUGUUUACAUUGCAGUCAUGGAUUAUUUUCCUACUUCUCUCUACAUGCAGAAAGAUCAUUAUUGGCCUGUCAUUGACGAUGCUAUCCGCAGAGUGACAGUUGUCAAGAGACUUCAAGUCAGGAUUUUGGCCAGUUACUGGAAUCAUACCAAACCUACUAUGAUGUCAUUUUUAAGAUCUCUCAAUUCCUUAAACAGUGAUUUGUUUGACAUUGAGAUAAAAAUCUUUGUUGUGCCAACUUAUACUGAGGCUCAAUCAAGAAUACCCUUUGCAAGGGUGAAUCACAAUAAGUAUAUGGUUACAGACAAUGCUGCUUAUAUUGGUACAUCCAACUGGUCGGAAGACUACUUUGUGAAUACGGGUGGCGUCGGCUUCGUGAUACGGAAUCCGGUCACCAACGGCACAGACGGGUCCAACCCUCUCCGCGAGCAAGUCGAGGAAGUUUUCAAGAGAGACUGGCGCUCCAAAUAUGCUCACCCUCUCUCACAGUUCAAAGAUAUCACCCACAUAAAGUGUGUUACUGGUGCUUACUGCAAACUCCCGCCGCCUACAGAACCUCCGAGCAUUCAAAUAAUGGACAACGAUACGUUCUUCAAAAGCAGGGGAGAGACCCUCGCUCCAAUCAUUCUCUGCCUUGUAGUCACGUGGGCGGUCGCAGCAUCACAUUUGAUUUAAUCCCUUCAGCCCUUCCCUCAAUAGUGGGCCGUUUCAUGUAUCGAAAGGGGAACGCGACUUUCAGGGAAGCAAACAUUCGAUUGAAAUCGUAAAAACGAGCAUUAAAUUCCUCUCAAAACAAAACAUACUUUCCAACUUUUUAUCUUGGAAAAAAAUAUAAAAUUUGAAACUUUAGUCCGACCAGAACUAUUUUUUUUACUUCAAAAUUCUUCAUUAUACUUUUCUUUGUUCCUGCCUACGAGGGAUAUGUACCGUUUUCUGUCCAGCUUCACUGUGUCAUAACUCUCGAGGACAGACAAUUUUCCUCCGUACUGUUAAAACUUAAUAAUCCUCAAAAUACAAACAGGUGACGAUAAUUUUUGUAAAAAAAAAAAAAAUGGACAAAAACCAUUCCUUUUUGAUGAUACCGUGAAGGGGGAGAACUGAAGGGGUUAUUUCACAUUCAUUGGGAGUUUAAUAAAAGAUUCUUUAAAGCGGCACCUUUUAUUUAUUAUUGUUUUGUUAAAUUGUGAUGUGGCUAUUUUUAUACACUCUUGUUAAUGUGAUUAUUAAAAGACUAUGUGGAAGGAGAAAAAA